GUUUCUGGGUUCGUUGGAAUUUUUGAAUUCAGAAUUUUUUCUUUUCACCUAGGAAUUUUUUGAAUACUUUUGAUAAAUCGAUCGCACUUUCCGCUAGCUCUCUGUUCCCCUUCUUCUUUUUUUUCCCCCUCGAGCAGGGGAAGGGGCUUAAGAGAGAGAGGCUCCCGCUGGAUAAAGUUUUCCAAAGUUUUCCGAGUGUGAUGGUUGCGGAGAGAUCAAAUCCACCAGCUUGACUCACGGCUUCAUCUCACCACCCCUUGAGCAGCCCCUAAGCCCGCUGUAAAGGAACAAACAAACAAACAAACAAACAAAGUUACACCCCGAGUCGCCUCGUGUCUCCUCUCUUCUUUUAGGCAAUCUUUCCCCCCCCACCUCUCUCCGCUCCCCUCGCAGCCUCCACUCCCCUUCCCUCUGUCUCUGUUUCGGCUGGAGGUGCCAGGACCCCCGGCCGCAGCCUCCCCUCCCCCGCCGCUCCGGUCAGGCCCUCCCCUCCCCCGUCGCGGCCGGCACAGCCAAUCCCCCGAGCGGCCGCCAACAUGCUCUUUGAGGGCUUGGAGCUGGUGUCGGCGCUGGCCACCCUCGCCGCGUGCCUGGUGUCCGUGACGCUGCURCUGGCCGUGUCGCAGCAGCUGUGGCAGCUGCGCUGGGCUGCUACCCGCGACAAGAGCUGCAAGCUGCCCAUCCCCAAAGGCUCCAUGGGCUUCCCGCUCAUCGGAGAGACCGGCCACUGGCUAUUACAGGGUUCGGGCUUCCAGUCGUCCCGAAGGGAGAAGUAUGGAAACGUGUUCAAGACACACUUGCUGGGGCGCCCGCUGAUCCGGGUGACCGGUGCAGAGAACGUACGCAAGAUCCUCAUGGGAGAGCACCACCUCGUGAGCACCGAGUGGCCACGCAGCACGCGUAUGCUGCUGGGCCCUAACACGGUGGCCAACUCCAUUGGCGACAUUCACCGCAACAAGCGCAAGAUCUUCUCCAAGAUCUUCAGCCAUGAGGCCCUGGAGAGCUACCUGCCCAAGAUCCAGCUGGUGAUUCAGGACACGCUGCGUGCCUGGAGCAGCCAGCCUGAGGCCAUCAACGUGUACCAGGAGGCGCAGAAGCUCACCUUCCGCAUGGCCAUCCGGGUGCUACUGGGCUUCAGCAUCCCUGAGGAGGACCUUGGGCACCUCUUUGAGGUCUACCAGCAAUUUGUAGAGAAUGUCUUCUCCCUGCCUGUUGACUUGCCCUUCAGUGGCUACCGGCGGGGCAUUCAGGCUCGGCAGAUCCUACAGAAGGGGCUGGAAAAGGCCAUCAGGGAGAAGCUUCAGUGCACCCAGGGCAAGGACUACUCGGAUGCCCUGGACAUCCUCAUCGAGAGCAGCAAGGAGCACGGGAAGGAGAUGACCAUGCAGGAGCUGAAGGAUGGGACCCUGGAGCUGAUCUUCGCGGCCUAUGCCACCACGGCCAGUGCCAGUACCUCACUUAUCAUGCAGCUGCUGAAGCACCCCGCYGUCCUGGAGAAGCUGCGGGAAGAGCUGCGGGCCCAGGGCAUCCUGCACAGUGGCGGCUGCCUCUGUGAGGGCACCCUGCGCCUGGACACGCUCAGCGGGCUGCGCUACCUGGACUGUGUCAUCAAGGAGGUCAUGCGUCUGUUCACGCCCAUUUCUGGCGGCUACCGCACCGUGCUCCAGACCUUCGAGCUAGAUGGCUUCCAGAUUCCCAAAGGCUGGAGCGUUAUGUACAGCAUCCGGGAUACCCAUGACACGGCACCUGUGUUCAAAGACGUGAACGUGUUUGACCCCGACCGCUUCAGUCAGGCGCGAAGUGAGGACAAGGAUGGCCGCUUCCAUUACCUCCCAUUUGGUGGCGGGGUCCGGACCUGCCUGGGCAAGCACCUGGCCAAGCUGUUCCUGAAGGUGCUGGCGGUGGAGCUGGCCAGCACCAGUCGCUUUGAGCUGGCCACCCGGACCUUCCCCCGCAUCACCUUAGUCCCUGUCCUGCACCCCGUGGAUGGCCUCAGUGUCAAGUUCUUUGGCCUGGACUCCAACCAGAACAAGAUUCUGCCUGAGACGGAGGCUAUGCUGAGUGCCACCGUCUAGCAGAGCUCAGGCCCUUGCRCACCUCCGCCCAGCCCAGCAGAGGGGGUGGGGUGACAGAAGUAGAAACCUGUGUGUAGGAGGGGGCCGGAACCUGGGAGGGCCAGUGGCCCCCAUACUUGUCCUCCCCCAGGCACCUCUCCCCCUUGGAAAACCUACCGAAAGCCAAAAGGGUCCCGUUCUUUCAGGGAACCCGGCUCCCCUCCUGGCUCCUGCUCUCUCCAGAGUCCCCCCACUUCCCACCAGCUUAGCUCCUGGGAAAGGGCCUGGCUGGGCUCUGCAUGCCCGUUACAGUGUUAAGUGUCAGUUGGCUGUGCUGCAGUGUACCUGUGACCUGAACUGGUUCCCUCCUUUGUCUUUUAGUUGGCGGCCAGGUGRUUGUGCUGGGGGAGGGAGGAAAAGAGGCCCCCCUGCCCUGUGCUCUCUUCAGCACCCCACCCCACUGCUCAGACAGUGCUCCUCCUGCGGUGGCUGGCAAAGAACAGCAUCCUGGGUAAUCUAACACAAGUGCACCUGAGCUGGGAGGGGUUGCCACCAGCCCAGAGGGCACCUCCUACCCAGCCCUGCCAGUUUGGACAUUUGAAAUUACUAUUGCUGCUACUAGUUCUCUCCUCGCCUUGGGGCACAGGAGCCCCAGGCCUGAUCCCCAGCAUUCUCCCUGGUGCCCCUGGGCAGGCGCACUGACAUCCCUACCCUUCCCCCAGGCGGGACCCCACUGAGCCAGGCGCUCCCUGCUCUACAUACCAAACGGAGGCCCUGGGCUUACCCCUGGCUCACACCUCCCUUCCUCCAGAGUCUGUAUUUAUUCACUGAUCUUGGCCAUACUGAUUUCUGGAGCAAAUAUCUUCUCCACCCUCUAGCCUCCAUGCCAUCUGUCCUCCUCAGGACUUCUGUGAAUGAAGAGGAAGGGGUCUCUGGUCAAACCCAGAUCCUCUCCCCUACCCCCCAGCCAAGAACUGAACAGCCUUCCUGUGCCCCAAAUUAACUUCAGAGCCUCACUCUCGGCUAAAAUCCACUGUCUGCCUGUUGUCACCUGGUAGAGAUGGGGAACUAGCCCAUUGCCACSUCCUGUCCUGUCAGAAGUCCUGAUCAUGUAGAUUUGGAGGCUACCACAGUCUUACUUGGCCACUGUUCACCCCAGUGCCCCCCAACUCCACUAAUGAGUAUGGGGCAGGAUACGGGUUCUUCUGAUGGAGCUUGAGGCCUCCGUCUUCCUUUCCUUAACCCUUACCCUUUGACCUUAGCCCUUGAGAAGGUGACCUUGAAGUCCCUUCCACCUCUAGGCCAAGCCACUAUCUGCUUAAGCCCAGCUCAGGGGUGUGGGGAGGGGGAGAAGGCAAAAGCAAGAGGGGAGGAGGAGAUACUUCCCCAGAGCUGAUUCAGGCUCUUGAGGGGCCUGGAGGCCCAGGGGGGAGGCUGAGCAGAGCUGAGGAGGAGGGUAAGUGCCAUUUGUCAGAAGGGAUUUGGUUGUGGAUGGGCCAGUCGGGAUGACCUGAUAGAGGAGGAGUCGCUCCCGCCACUGGUGUUUUGAGCAUUGGCAAUUGGGAUGCCUCCUGGGAGUGGUUUUGAGGGCCUUUGGUGAGUCUCUAAGCAAAUUUGUCUGUUUUCAGAAUUUUCAUUGCUUUCUGUGUUUUCCUUUGGCUUUUUGAUGUUAUAAAAGCAAUGAAUCCUCUUUAGUGCAAAAAACAAAACAAACAACUCAAAAGAAAGUAGCACAUGAGGAUCCCCCAACUGCCAGGCUGAGCAGCUCAUGGUGUCUAGUGGGCAGACCCACAAAAGACCCCACUCACAUCUCCCCAAAGGGACCCUGAUCAGGGAUGGGGUCACACCACACAGAAUGUCCUAUAAUCACCGAUUCCCAAAUGUUUCAUGUUUCCUGCUUUUAUUAUUAUUAUUUUUUCACUACUAAAAAAUCAGUGUGGGACAAACAUAGUGGCAGAG
Molecule: messenger RNA, 4013 nt
Organism: Urocitellus parryii (Arctic ground squirrel)
Lineage: Eukaryota; Metazoa; Chordata; Mammalia; Rodentia; Sciuridae
Gene: Cyp26b1
Product: cytochrome P450 family 26 subfamily B member 1
Biological process (GO): sterol metabolic process
Molecular function (GO): iron ion binding; oxidoreductase activity, acting on paired donors, with incorporation or reduction of molecular oxygen; monooxygenase activity
Source: RefSeq, a predicted model, not a curated record